This is a messenger RNA of Chiloscyllium plagiosum (whitespotted bambooshark), 2643 nucleotides long. RefSeq names its product growth arrest-specific 2a (gene gas2a). Gene Ontology annotation, molecular function: cytoskeletal adaptor activity; microtubule binding; actin filament binding. Gene Ontology annotation, biological process: actin crosslink formation. The record is from RefSeq and is a predicted model, not a curated record. NCBI's taxonomy places the organism in Eukaryota, Metazoa, Chordata, Chondrichthyes, Orectolobiformes, Hemiscylliidae. Gene Ontology annotation, cellular component: actin filament.
GAACAGACUGCUGCAUGCCAUUAGGCAUGCUGUAAACUGUACUAAACCAGGUCACUGUUUUUGAUAAUGCUGCUUAGAACUUGAGAUGUAAGCUCACAUUCAGAUAAGAACAAGUGGAUAAGAAAAGAUGUGCAGCACAUUCAGCCCAAAGGAGCCGGGGCCAAGCCUGUCUGAUGUGCAUCAAUAUAGUCAGUGGCUGGCGAGCAGGCAUGAAGCUAGUUUAUUACCAAUGAAGGAAGACUUGGCUCUAUGGUUGACAAAUUUACUAGGGAAAGAGAUCACUGCAGAAAGUUUUAUGGAAAAGCUGGAUAAUGGAGCACUUCUCUGUCAGCUGGCACAAACAUUACAGGAGAAAUUCAAAGAAAACAGCAGUGAAAACAAAGCUGCCAAGCAUCUGCUUCCAAAGAAAAUUCCUUGCAAAGCGAAUGCCCCUUCGGGUUCUUUCUUUGCCCGUGACAAUACUGCGAAUUUCCUCGCCUGGUGUAGAGAAGUAGGGGUGGAUGAUACUUUUCUUUUUGAGUCGGAAGGUUUAGUCCUUCAUAAACAACCCAGAGAAGUAUGUCUGUGUUUGCUGGAAUUGGGAAGAAUUGCUUCCAGAUUUGGAGUAGAGCCAUCAGGAUUGGUCAAACUGGAAAAAGAAAUCGAACAGGAAGAGUCCCAUUCGGCACCUCCCCCAUCUCCAACUCCAACUAAAUCGCCUGGAAAGAAGAGUGCAGGAAAGUUAUUGGAUGAUGCAGUGAAACAAAUUUCAGAAGAUCCACCUUGCAAAUGUCCAAAUAAGUUUUCGGUGGAACGUCUCUCGCAAGGACGAUAUCGUGUUGGAGAAAAGAUCCUAUUCAUUCGGAUGCUGCACAAUAAACAUGUCAUGGUUCGUGUCGGAGGGGGAUGGGAAACAUUUGAAGGCUACCUCCUGAAGCAUGAUCCCUGCCGGAUGCUACAGAUUUCCAGAGUGGAUGGCAAGACCUCUCCAGUCCCAAACAAGUCCCAGAAUAUUAAAGACCUGAGCCCUGAUAGCUACCUUGUGGUAGCUGCCCAUUACAGAAGCAGACGAGAGAGUACAACUAAUAACAGUGGUAACUGGGGAACAAAGUGAACAUGCAGUAUGUGCUUUUAUUUUGAACCAGUGAUCCAAUAUAUCAAAACUCAAGCAGAUCAACAAUAAUCUAAUUCAAUCACUAAGAUCUCUUUGGUUUUUUUUUAAUGAACCCAAAUAGGGUGGGGGACAAAAGAAAACUAUAGACUAUUGCCAGACUGAGGGAAUGGUAUAAGGUAGACUUCUAGGAUAGUAAUGCUUACAAUAAAUUGAUGCAGAGCUUCAAUUAUUUCAACUUCACUUUAGGCAAAUUCAUUGACUGGAAGGAGGUAACAGUGCAGUAAUGAUGACAGAUGCUCUCCAAUUUGCUAAGCUUUUGCAUAUCCUUCUCUUAUAUCCAUGCUAUCCAGUGACUGUGUUAAACACAAUACUAGUGGUAUAAGUGAAGCAAUGACAAUAUACCAAACAGGAAGAGCCAAGUACAUUGCAAAUCAUCAGUGAAUAUUGACUGGAACGUUUCCACAUUGCUAGGGAGAAUAAACUUCAUUGCCUCUAUUCUGCCAUCCAUAUAAUUAUACCAUUUGAGUUCAGUCUGCCUCCAAAUUUUGAGCAUUCUAACCUCUCAAUAGCAGAUAUUCCCAGUCAAAUAGCUUCUUUCUUGGCACUAUUUGAUAAUCUCAGUCUAUCUAGUAGUUUUAACAUUGCCAUAGUACUUUGAUUGGAUUUUUUGUUUCUCCAGCCCAUCAAUUCAAGAGUAAAAUUGCAAAAUUCUGUAUGGUACAGAAUCAUUUCUACUUCUCUGCUUUGAUAAUAACAAAGUAGAAGAGACCAGUUACAACCAACUAGAAUUAAUUUAAACAAAUCCUCUCAAAUCAAAAAACUGUUAAUCCAAAGAUGCAUUUCUACAGAAAGACUUUUUACCAGAAAAUUACCAAGACUAUAGAGCCUGAGUACAGUAGAAAGAAAAGCAACAGAAUCCCAAAUGCUGAAUUAUUGCUUCAUGAGCCUCCAUCUUUUAUUUCCUUCAGCUACACCAAAUCAGAAAAAAAAACAAUGUGCCUAUAAUCAUUGCCAAGUGCUGCUAUUUUUAAAAAUAAUUGGGAGCAUCAAAUCUCUCACUCCAACUGCAUGCAUACACGCACAUUUAAUCUAAUUCACAAUGUGUUGAGUUCAAGUAGAAGGGAGACUUCCCUUACUCGUAUCUGGAUUCUAAUAUGCAAAAAAGAUAACUGUUGUGCAGGAAUAGCAGCAAUCCGUUUGAUGCACUACAGUUUCUGAGCAUUAACAUAAAGUGUUAUCUGUAUUUUCCAUGGCAAUAAGCAGAAUUCCUGAAUAAGUUAAGCAAGAAUCAUGAACAUAACGCAGACAGUCAACGCUGCUGGCUGAGCAGGAGCUACUAACAUAUUAUCUCUUUAUUCCCGGUCACUUGAAUUAGUUGCGCCAUGCAGAAUGUAAUUAGUUCAAAUUUAUGAAGUUUUCUUUCCACAGGUUACAGUCCCAUCUCAUGCCCCCAUUGAACAAUGUAACAAAUAUAAAACCAAAAAGUUUAUUUGUAUUUUUACAUCUUAAAGAUCACUGCAAUUUACAUUAAAAUUAUUUGAUUUUCUUCA